Molecule: messenger RNA, 4248 nt
Organism: Triticum dicoccoides
Lineage: Eukaryota; Viridiplantae; Streptophyta; Magnoliopsida; Poales; Poaceae
Product: LRR receptor-like serine/threonine-protein kinase GSO1
Exons: 1
Coding region: 693-4238 (1181 amino acids)
Molecular function (GO): protein binding
Source: RefSeq, a predicted model, not a curated record
UGUCUUCUGAAACGCAGAAUUCGACAUCAUGUCAACGGCUAAAAUUUCUUCCGCGACAGGCACGGUUUUGCCGUUGACAUGACGCUCGUCAGAGUAUCGCGUGCUUGUAGCAAUCAGCUUUUCUGUUCACUGUGUACUGUCCAAGAAGACAAGUAUUAGGCCAUACAUUUCUGUGCUGAACACUUCAUCUUCUGUGAUGAUUGUUUUGUCAAUGGUCAGAGGUUUCUGCAAAAGAGACAAGCUACAGUACUGGAUGAAUAAAUUAUUGAAAUACUAGACAAGUUUUGUUAUGAUACAGCCACUUACAUGUUUGCUUGGAUUACACAGGUAUUGGAAGUCUUGUCUUCCUCCACAGAACUGGUAGAUCUUCUAUAUAAAGUGCUGAGGCUCAAGAGGGCGCACAGGGUGAAGAUCAAUCUGGGAGUUACUCCGCUUGGAAGAAGCUGACUGUGCGCGGUGGACCGGUGGUGUGGAGAGUGCAUGCUGAAGAGGUUGGCACUCGUGUAAACCAAAAGGCAAGAUGUUGAUGGGAACUUGCGGUGUCUUUCUAGUCCCCAUCCCCAGACAAAAGAAAGCAUGCAGGCUGGUCGUUUUGCUCACGGAUUUGCUACGGCGGAGGUGAAUAAUAAUGCGGUCUCUGCUCUCUUGGAUGGUCAAAAAAGGCAAGUCAUCUCGUGCUGGGGGCCGAACCCAUGAUGAUGUCCAGUCCCAACAUGUUACCGCGUCAUCAUGUCCAGCAGGCUGCUGCAGUUUGUUUCUCACUCACGGACAUGACGAGGCCCGCCCAUGCACGCCUCCUGGCCCACACUGCCGUCGCGCUCCUCCUGCUGGCGGUGACCCUAGUGGCCACAGCGGCCGCCACGGUGCAGCAGGCCGACGCCCUUCUCACCUGGAGGGCCAGCCUCGCCGCCACGGCCGCGCUGUCCAGCUGGAACAACGCAACGCCGGUCUCGCUCUGCUCCUCCUGGCGCGGCGUGGCCUGCGAUGCCUCCGGUCGCGUCACGUCGCUCACGCUCCGGGGGCUCGGCCUCACCGGCACGCUGGACACGCUCGAUGCUGCGGCGCUGCCGGCCCUGGCCGCGCUCGACCUCAACGAUAACAAACUCGGCGGCCCCAUCCCGGUGAGCCUCUCGCGGCUGCGCUCACUCGCCACGCUCGACCUCGGCAGCAACAACUUCAACGGCUCCAUCCCGCCGCAGCUCGGCGACCUCUCCGGCCUCGUCGACCUCCGCCUCUACAACAACAGCCUCGCCGGCGACAUCCCGCAUCAGCUCACCAGGCUCCCCAGGAUCACGCACCUCGACCUCGGCUCCAACUUCCUCACCAACCACAAGGACUACCACAGGUUCUCGCCCAUGCCCACCGUCACCUUCCUCUCGCUCUACCUCAACUACCUCGACGGCAGUUUCCCGGAGUUCAUCCUCCAAAGCGGCAACAUCACCUACCUCGACCUGUCGCAAAACACUCUUUCUGAACCAAUACCGGACUCGCUGCCGGAGAACCUCCCCAACCUCAUGUACCUCAACCUGUCCAUCAAUGCCUUCUCCGGGCGGAUACCGGCGUCGCUGUCGAAGCUGGGGAAGCUCCAGGACCUGCGUGUUGGCGGUAACAAUCUGACGGGCGGAAUCCCCGAGUUCCUUGGGUCCAUGUCCCAGCUGAGAGUUCUCGUUCUCUAUGGGAACCAGCUCGGUGGAUCGAUCCCGCCAGUUCUUGGCCGGCUCAAAAUGCUACAGCACCUUGACGUCAAGAUCGCCGGGUUGGUUUCCACUAUUCCACCGGAGCUAGGCAACCUUGACAAUGUCAAUUUUAUCGACCUGUCCAUGAACCAGCUCUCAGGUGGCUUGCCACCGGAGUUGGCCGGGAUGCGCCAAAUGUGUGAGUUUGGCAUAUCGUCGAACAAACUUGCCGGUCAGAUUCCACCAGCUUUGUUCACGAGCUGGCUAGAGCUCAUAUCAUUCCAAGUGCAGAAUAACUCGUUUUCAGGGAAGAUUCCACCAGAGAUCGGCAAGGCAACCAAGCUCAUAAUCUUGUUUCUCUUCAGCAACAACCUUGUUGGCCAUAUUCCUGCAGAGCUGGGCGAGCUUGUGAGAUUGAAUCAGUUGGAUUUGUCGGUGAACUCUCUCACGGGAUCGAUUCCCAGCUCGCUCGGCAACCUCACGCAACUCACGAGGCUGGCGCUCUUCUUUAACCGGCUCACUGGUGUGAUCCCGACGGAGAUUGGCAGCAUGACGGCGUUGCAAGUCUUGGAUGUCAACACCAACAGUUUAGAAGGGGAGCUACCCGCCACCAUCACAUCGCUUAGGAAUCUCCAAUACCUCGCCCUGUUUGACAACAACUUCAACGGCGCCAUACCGCCCGACCUUGGGAAGGGGCUAAGCUUAACCGAUGCCAGUUUCGCAAACAACAGCUUCUCCGGCGAGCUGCCACAGAGACUGUGUGAUGGCUUUGCGCUGCAGAACUUCACGGUGAACCACAACAACUUCAGCGGCAGGCUGCCAUCAUGCUUGAAAAAUUGCACACGGUUGUUCCGGAUGCGGCUGGAAGGUGGCAACCAAUUCACCGGGGACAUCUCCAAGGUGUUUGGUGUCCAUCCCAACUUGGACUACUUGGAUGUCUCGGGGAAUCAGCUGACAGGGAACUUAUCAUCUGAUUGGUCACAAUGCACCAAUCUUACACUCUUAAACAUGAACGGUAAUCGAAUAUCUGGCAAUAUUGAUGCAGCCUUCUGCGAAUUGAUCUCUCUCCGGUCUCUGGAUCUAUCAAAUAACCAAUUCACCGGGGAGCUCCCAAGUUGCUGGUGGAAACUCAAAAGUAUGUGGUUAAUGGAUUUGUCCAACAACGGCUUUUCAGGUGAACUUCCCAUAUCAACAAGCUUGGGCCUUGAACUCCAGUCACUUCGUGUUGCUAAUAAUAGCUUUCUUGGAGUUUUUCCAUCCGUAAUUGAAACCUGCAGAUCUCUCGCCAUCCUAGAUCUUGGGAACAACAUGUUCUUUGGUGAUAUCCCCUCUUGGGUUGGAACCAAUGUCCCUCUUCUAAUAAUUCUGAGCCUCCCAUCCAACAACUUCAGUGGUGUCGUUCCACCCGAGUUAUCCCAACUUUCUAAUCUGCUAGUCCUGGACCUAUCCAGCAACUCCUUCUCAGGUGAGAUCCUCAUGGUGAUGCCAAACCACAAUUGCUCUCUCAAGUCAUCUCAUCUCGAGUUAUCCCAACUUUCUUAUUUGCAAGUCCUGGACCUGUCCAGCAACUCCUUCUCAGGUGAGAUCCUCACAGCCAUGCCAAACCACAAUUGCUCUCUCGAGUCGUUUCAUCUCGCUGGCAAUGGCUUUGUGGGCGCCUUCCCGCCAUUCCUCCAAAGCUGCAACUCCCUGGCCACCCUGGACAUCGGGAACAACCGGUUCGUUGGUGGUAUCCCUACAUGGAUCGGGAGUCAGCUUCCAUUAUUGAAUAUCCUUAGACUUAGAUCAAACAAUUUCACCGGAGAUAUCCCCCCCGAGUUAUCGAGGCUUUCACAACUUCAGCUGCUCGAUAUGGCCAAAAAUAGCUUGACAGGAUCACUUCCGGUAGCCUUUGGCAACUUGAAGUCCAUGAGGCAUAAUCUUCCCCCAUUGGUCCAACCAAGUCGGAUUUUCCAUCUUGAAAGAGUCAACAUAUCUUGGAAGGGCCGUGAACAGACUUUUUGGAAUGGUAUCGGGUUAAUAACAGGUAUUGAUCUAUCAUGCAAUUUACUUAUGGAGAACAUCCCGGAUGAGCUAACAUACCUCAAAGGUCUCCGUUUUCUGAACUUAUCCAGUAAUGAUCUAUCAGGCAGUAUUCCAGAAAGAAUCGGCAGUUUGGAGCUAUUGGAGUUCCUUGACCUCUCAAGCAAUGACCUUUCAGGUGGCAUUCCUCCUAGCAUUUCAAAUCUGCUGUCCCUGGGCAUGUUAAAUCUCUCAAACAAUCACUUAUGGGGCCGCAUACCUACCGGGAGUCAGUUACAAACACUCACAGAUCCAUCAAUAUAUGGCAACAAUCUGGGGCUCUGUGGCUUCCCAUUGAGCGUGUGUGAGCCUGCAUUGGGCGAGGGAACUGAAGAUCACUCAAAAGUCGGUGACUUGGGGCUGUGUUACUCUGUAAUUCUUGGCAUUGUUUCCGGCUUCUGGCUUUGGUUUGGAGCUCUGCUUUUCCUGCAACAGUGGAGAUUUUCCUUUCUCGAUUUUGUUGACAGCUUAGGGAUCAAGAUAGCUGCUGUCAGGCGCUAAGGCCUUCACA